Paramecium octaurelia is the source of this 680-nucleotide messenger RNA. The record is from the annotation of a GenBank genome assembly. NCBI's taxonomy places the organism in Eukaryota, Ciliophora, Oligohymenophorea, Peniculida, Parameciidae.
AUGCCAUAUGGAUUAACAAAAUAUUAAAGAGUAAAACAAUAAACUGUCUCGCAGAACUCUUUCAAAUUUAUAAAAGGAAUCUAUAAAAUAUUACAACUUAAAUAGAAUUAGAGUAAAAUCUAUUAAUCAUUAAUCGCAUUUUCACAAAAGGAAAGCAAGUAAGGUAUCUACUUCUUUAUUCAUUAGAUAAGGAUGAAAUCGAAUAAAUUUACAAACUUAUGGCAAAUAUAACCCAAUCUCUUUUGAUGGAACUAUUCAUUAAUUUAUCAAAAAUCUCCUCUUUAAAUACUCAAAACAUAGGAAAAUCAGAAAUCUUUGAAUUAAUUAAGAGAUUAGGAUAGGCUAGUUUUGUUCCUUUUAAUUAGUGCAUCGAAAUUUCAAAAUAGGUUAGGGUUAAGUUUAACAAAAUAGGUUGGUUUUAGGCAAAGUUUUUCUAAGAUAGAUAUUACUCCAAAUUUGAAUCUUUUAUUUAGUUAACUGUAAUUACUUCUGAAAAUUGCAACAAUAUAUCAAAUUUAGGAGUUAAUAUUUAGCUGUUGAUAUAGAUUAAUUUAAAGCUUAUAAAAAUACUAAGAACUAGCUGUGCUUUCAAAGAAAAAAAUUUUCAUAUUAAAGUUACAUAAAAAAAUAAAUGUUGGAAUAGGAAAAAUUUAAUAUUGUUAUGCAAAAAAUAAGCUUGA